GCACCGCACACAUAAUCCCUUACCUAAGCCCACGUGACUACUAGCGUGACACUCUAACCACGACCCAAAGCGGCAGGAAGCCUGUGCCUGAAAGCCCUCUCGCGUCCUCCUCUCCGACCUCCCCAUCUCAUCAACUUCCCCGUCCACACCUCGUCCACACCCUCGUCUCGCCACGGCGCCGAUCAAUGCCGUCAAAUCCAACAAAACUGGCUUCUUUGUUUGCGCAGGCUCAGGCUCAGAUACAGCUGCCCUCCAGCUCGGCCUCCUCCUCCGCCGCGUCGUCGCCCAACAACAUGACUGCCGACCCUGCCGCGCCCUCGCUCGGCCUGCUCUCCUACUCCUCCGCCUCAGCCGUCUCAAAGGCGUCCGCGAACCUCUCCCCGCAGGAGCUCAAGCGUCGCCACGCGCAGUUCGGGCCGCUUGUGCAUCCCUCCCAUCUGCACGUCUCGCAGCAGGCAAAGGGCGUGCUCCCUGACUUUAUCGAGGAGGAGCCGCCUCUUUUCUACCUCCUCACCACCUACAUCUCCUACCUCAUCCUCAUCAUCUUUGGUCACGUCCGCGACUUUUUCGGCAAGCGCUUCAAGAAGGAAAAAUAUCAGCACCUCAUCGAGCGAAACGGAUAUGCUCCUCUAACCUCAGACUUUGACUCGUUCUACGUCCGCCGCCUCAAAGAGCGCUUCGACGACUGCUUCUCGCGACCGACAAUCGACGUCCCCGGACGCUACCUCACCCUGCUCGACCGCACCUCGAGCGACUACAACUCGACCUUCAAGUUGACCGGCACCACAACCGAAGCUCUCAACCUCUCGUCCUACAACUACCUCGGCUUUGCGCAGUCUGAGGGCCAGUGUGUCGACGCGUUCGAGGAGGCUAUCCACCGCUAUGGCACGUCGACCGCGAGCCCGCGCGCAGAGGCCGGCACGACCGACCUGCACGUCGAGACUGAGGAACUCGUGGCCCGGUUCAUUGGCAAAGAGGCCUCUAUGAUUUUCUCGAUGGGAUACGCUACUAACGGUGCCGCGCUGCCGUCGCUGGUGUCCAAGGGCUGCCUCAUCAUCUCCGACGAGCUCAAUCAUGCCUCUAUCCGCUACGGCGCGCGACUCUCGGGCGCCGUCAUCAAGACUAUGAAGCACAACGACAUGGAAGAUCUCGAGAGCCUGCUGCGCGAGCAGAUCAGCCAGGGCCAGCCGCGCACGCACCGUCCGUGGAAGAAGAUCCUGAUUGUGGUCGAGGGCCUGUACUCGAUGGAAGGCACGAUGCUGAACCUGCCGCGACUGGUCGAGCUCAAGAAGAAAUACAAGUUUUACAUUUUCGCCGACGAGGCGCACUCUGUUGGCGCGAUCGGCCCGCACGGCCGCGGAAUCUGCGACUUUUACGGCAUCUCGCCGGACGAGGUCGAUAUCCUGAUGGGCACGUUCACAAAGUCGUUUGGCGCCGCGGGAGGAUACAUUGCGGCCGAUAAGGCGAUCAUCGACCGGCUCAAGCUCGACAACAUGGCGUACGUCUACGCCGAGACGAUGUCGCCGCCGUUGCUGGGACAGAUCGAGGGCGCGCUGCGAACGAUCAUUGGCGAGAUUGUGCCUGGCGAGGGCGAGGAGCGGUUGCAGCGCAUCGCGUUCAACUCGCGGUACUUGCGCCUGGGAUUGAAGCGCUUGGGAUUCAUUGUGUACGGCCACGACGACAGUCCGAUCAUCCCGCUUAUGAUUUACUCGCCGGCCAAGAUGCCAGCGUUUUCGCACGAGAUGCUGAAGCGGAAGAUUGCGAUUGUGGUGGUCGGGUACCCUGCCACGCCGCUGGUGAAGUCGCGGGCGCGGUUCUGCAUGUCGUCGUCGCUGAACAAGGACGACUUGGACCGGAUCCUGCGGGCGUGCGACGAGAUUGGAGAUAUGCUGAUGCUCAAGUUCCGGCCGAGCGAGCACCCGCGCUGGAAGUUCGAGGACGUGAUUCGGAAGGGAGUGAUGGAUUGUAAGAGAGAUAUGCUGGACGAGUAGGGAGACGUUAUCUAUGCCACAUUACAUUAUUACACUAUACAAUUACAAACAACUACAAUAGCAAUCAUCAGACGACUAGUCCACAGACAAAGAUGAGUCGGGUGCGGUGGGGCGCAGAUAAGA
Myxozyma melibiosi is the source of this 2114-nucleotide messenger RNA. RefSeq names its product putative serine palmitoyltransferase 2. Bases 186 to 1991 code for a protein of 601 amino acids. The record is from RefSeq and is a predicted model, not a curated record. NCBI's taxonomy places the organism in Eukaryota, Fungi, Ascomycota, Lipomycetes, Lipomycetales, Lipomycetaceae. Gene Ontology annotation, cellular component: serine palmitoyltransferase complex. Gene Ontology annotation, biological process: ceramide biosynthetic process; sphingosine biosynthetic process. The transcript has 2 exons. Gene Ontology annotation, molecular function: serine C-palmitoyltransferase activity; pyridoxal phosphate binding.